This is a messenger RNA of Thlaspi arvense, 744 nucleotides long. The record is from the annotation of a GenBank genome assembly. Lineage: Eukaryota; Viridiplantae; Streptophyta; Magnoliopsida; Brassicales; Brassicaceae.
AUGUUGAAAACACUACUAGGGUUUUUUGGUAUUAAGGAAGAAGCCACGGAGAUUAACCUAGAGCUACCGGAACAUGUUACCACCAAAGAGCGAAACCGUCAUUGUUUCCUCGAGUCAGAGACAACCAGAGAACGCAUUAGUCUCAAAGCCUUUCCAGUCAAAUCAUCGUGUUCCUUGUCCGUAAACUAUCAGAAAAACCGAAGGUUUCAUAGCGGAGAUCUCGCCGGACACAUGUUCCAGUUACCACCACUUCGAUAUCCCGAGCGUAAGUUUCAAGUACUCUACCGCGAAAUCCCGACACCGCUGUUUCUUGUCACCGAAGAAAUCCUCCGUGAUUACCUCACAAUGGUCUUGUGGGAGACGUGUCUCUCAAGCUCCAUUCAGAAACGUCUUGUGGAUUAUAUCUCAAAAUUAGAAGCCAUUAGAACAAGGAGUUAUCGAAGAGGUUUCGCGAUCGAAGUAGAUAUCAAAGUCGAAGCGGAUUAUUUGGUGGACAUUGGAUGUGGCUGCAAGGGAGGAGAAGCUUGUCCCUGGCGAGUGGCCUCGGAUGGACUCGUGGCGGCACGAGUGGCCGGUAUUGAUUGUCCGAUAUGCCUGACGGGAUUAUCGGGUGAGGUGUGUCGCAUGGAGUUACGGUGUACACAUGUUUUCCACAAAAGAUGUGUGAUGAAGUGGCUCAAGAAGAAUUCAUCUUGCCCUAUUUGUCGUGCGGAAGCCAUUGGCGAAAUAGCAUCUAUCUAUUAG